This is a messenger RNA of Oryzias latipes (Japanese medaka), 3261 nucleotides long. RefSeq names its product immunoglobulin superfamily, member 8 (gene igsf8). Gene Ontology annotation, cellular component: membrane. The record is from RefSeq and is a predicted model, not a curated record. Lineage: Eukaryota; Metazoa; Chordata; Actinopteri; Beloniformes; Adrianichthyidae.
CGCCUCCCCCACCUUCAAACGAACGCACACCCACAAACAAACAGUCGCGGUCCCCAACCCCCCUCCCUCACUGUCAUGCUCUCUGGACUAGCCAGGCUCGACCGUGUUUCUCGAGGCGCUCCGAUCCCGCCCAAAAACAAGAGAAAACUGGGACGCGCGGUAUCGAUACGUGAUGGGGAUGCGGUGAUGCAUGAAUGAGACGAAGCACGCGGCGGUCUGAACCAUGAUCGGCGGUAAACGGGGAUCUGUCUGAGACUGAGUCCGCGUGGAGGCGAGGAGGACGGAGAUGGCUCAGAUGAAGACGGCGAUCUUGCUGCUCGUGCACUGGGUGCUCCAGAGCGCCGUGGGCCGCGACGUGACCCUUCCGUCUGGACCCCUAUUCCGCGUUGCUGGGUUCCCUCUUGCGCUACCCUGCACCGUGUCGGGGUUUGAAGGGUCACGCACCCAGGAGUUUGAGUGGUUCCUUUACAGAGACAACGCCGGCGGGAGGCAGAUGGGAGUGGUGUCCACCAGGGACAAAGGCUUUCCUUAUGCGCCGUUCCAGAGCCGGGUCAGGAACGGGGAGGUGAGGGUGGAGAGGGACUCGGGGGACAAGGUCCGACUGGUGAUCCAGAGGCUCCGGGCUGAAGACCAGGGCAAGUAUGAGUGCUACACCCCGAGCACGGACAGCACCUACCAGGGAAACUACAGCGCAACAAUAGCUGUAAAAGUGAUUCCCGACACCCUCCAGAUUAGCUACACCCGCUCCCUCACAGGCCAGGCUGUGCCCGAGGGGGCGGAGCUGACCCUCACCUGCUCGGCCAACAUCCAAUCGGAGCAGCUCACGCAUCUCUCCAUCACCUUUGGAAAGAGGGGAGGAGGGGAGGGCUCGAGCGGCGCCGCUGGAGGGGAGGUCAGCACCACCAGGGAGAUCAUCUCCAUCGAUAAGCUCCUGGGGGUGGUGCCCGGGGGCUCCUACAAGAAACGCUACGACGAUGGGGAGAUCCGGCUGGAGAAGCGGAACGGGGAGAGCGGGCAGGGCGUGUACGUGAUGAGCAUGGGGGCGGUGAGGCCCGAGGACAGCGGCUCCUACUUCUGCGAGGCCUCUCAGUGGAUCCGGGAUCCUGAUCGGUCGUGGCAGAAGAUCGCCCAGAGGACGCUGGACAUCGGGAAUUUGACCGUCCAACAGUUAGCCGAGACCCUGAGUGUAACAUCUCCCAGAGGGGAGGUGACCCUCCAGGUUGGCUCCCGUCUGAUCUUGACCUGCGAGGUUCUGGGGCUGCCCCCAGAGGUAAAUUCAGGGCUGCUGGUUCAGUGGAUGAGAAGAGGAUCUGUGAGUGGCGAUGCAGUCAGUAGUGGAGGUGUUGAGGUUGAGGUGGCCCGCAUGAGCCCGGAUGGCAUUGUGAGCUGGGGAGACGACAGCAGCAGAGCUGACGAUGGCUCCAUGGAGAAAGUAUCAGAGGGGAAGUUCUCCCUGAAGCUGUUCUCAGCCAGGCCUGCCGACUCCGGCGUGUACCGCUGUGUGGUCAGUGUGUACGCUGGCAGGAAACAUCCGGCCCUCUCCACACCCGCAACCAUCACCCAGAGGUCAGAGGGGGUCACUGUCAACCUGAAGACCAAAGACAUUCUGAUUUCAGCUGUGGCUCAGAUUCCUCAGGGCCCUCUACUCAAGCGGGGCAGCACCAUCACUUUAGUCUGCAACACCACCAUCAAAACCACAGGUUCUGCCCCCCAGGCUCUGAUCCAGUGGUUCCGGAGACCGAUCCCCAAACCAGGUCCGGUUGAAUCGCAAAACAGUCUACCGGAACCUGCGGAUGUGGAAAGACCUACACUGAUGGCUGCUCUCAUGUACAACGGUGUGGCAAAAAUCUACAUCAACAGCAGUGAAAUUAGCAUCGACCGCCUGUCAGCCGUCACCUACAGACUGAGGAUCCACAUGGCGACGAUGGAAGACCAGGGUGUGUACUCGUGCCAUGCUGAAGCAUGGGGGCAGGACCCACAUGGAGCCUGGUACAGCACUGGGGCCAAAGCAGAGUCAAACGCAGUGACUGUUUACCUGUACGCAAGAGCUGCCGACCUCCUCCUCAUCCCUCUGGUGGUGGGAGUCUCGUCCGCAUUAUUCAUCUGCAUCCUCAUCAUCAGCACCGUGACCUGCUGCUUCAUGAACCGUCUGGCCAAACAGCGUGGUCGCAAAUAGAGGGUUCUCACCGUUUCCUCCUGGCUGUCUGGGAGCUGAUGGGUCAUUGAGAAGGCAGAAAGGACUUUAACAUCAUAGACGUUUUCUGACUUACAGUCUUACAAAUAAUGCCAAAAAAUGAAUUCUCUUGUAUUUUUAUAUGCAAACGUUACAGUUUGAUGAUGCACCAUCAGGCAUUCAAGCCUAGAUUCUUUAUAGCAACGCUAUAUACACUUUCUAUGGACUCUAUAUGUAAAGAACGAGGAAAGUGGUUGACAAAAAAGCUUCAAUUUGUGUAGUUUCUGCAGUUUGUGUCAAGUCUGUACUUCUCUCUGUAAGUCCCUCUAAAGUUUACUUGAUGAUGUAUGUGGAUCAUAAUUUAAAAUGCAAAAAUGUUCCGUUUUAUUAUUGAAAAAUGUUAAACUUUUUCAUUUCCCCCUCCCAAAAUAAUCCAACAAUGUGCACGUUUGAGUAUGAUUAAACCACUGAUGCUGACUGUCACAUGAAUGCUGACUGGAUCACUUUAGCCUCCAGGACCCCAACACCAGCCAGUCCAACCCAUGGAGUCCAGCUCUGUUUUCACAUUUAGCACUUAAACAAUAGUUUAAAAAAAAAUCCUACUGGGACAAAAGGCUGUGGUUUCAUUAAAAGUUAUCAUCUUCUGGCUAAUCUUAUUUUUUUUCUUCAUAUUUAUAUUUGUGAGAUUUCUUGUUUCCUGAGUGUGGUUUUAAAGCUACAAUGUGAAAAAAAAGUGUUUUCUGAACAAAGUAUAACGAUUGUUUUGCUUAAAGCGUGCAGUCCUCAGGCAUGAGGACUUCCUGAGAAGCACAGCCAUAUGACUGUUCGGUUAAUAAAGCCUGUUGAUUCUUUUCCCUGCUGUGGUCAUGUGAUCGAAGCCUCUCAUUCAGGCUUGUUAGCCCACAGAAUUUUGUUACUGCUCACUGAAAAAAAAACUCACUUUUGGAAGUAACUUUUUGGUCAAUCAAGGUUACAGUCUGUUUUUAUUUUUUGUCCUGGAAGCAAAAAUCCCAUCCUGUCUGACUGCUGCUCCCUCAUAAUAGAUGUUCACAGGCACAUGAGGAAUAAAAUUACAGCCUGCUUCCUGA